This is a messenger RNA of Odontomachus brunneus, 1342 nucleotides long. RefSeq names its product odorant receptor 85c-like. The transcript has 5 exons. Gene Ontology annotation, molecular function: odorant binding; olfactory receptor activity. Gene Ontology annotation, biological process: detection of chemical stimulus involved in sensory perception of smell; sensory perception of smell. The record is from RefSeq and is a predicted model, not a curated record. The coding region runs from base 1 to 1221 and encodes 406 amino acids. Gene Ontology annotation, cellular component: plasma membrane. Lineage: Eukaryota; Metazoa; Arthropoda; Insecta; Hymenoptera; Formicidae.
AUGAUUAAGCACGCAGAUCUACGCAACUCUAAUUACAAGGAUGAUAUCAGAUAUACCGUGCAGAUUCACCGAAUGAUUCUGGGACUGAUCGGCGUGUGGCCAAUCUUAGAGCGAUCCUGGCACCGGAAGAGACUGAUGAAGAGAUUUCUUAACUGCGUGUGUUGUUUCCUACUGUCCUUUAAUCUGAUACCGUGGGUGCUAUACAUGUUACUGAUUAUGGAUACGUUCAAGGCCAGGCUGAAGAUGUUCGGCGCAUUUUGUUUUUACACCAUGGUGUCUUUUAUGUACUGUUCGCUGAUCUACCAGGAGGAUCGUAUCAGGGAAUGCUUGAGGCACAUUGAAGAGGAUUGGCGAAACGUUAAGGAUGUAAACGACCGCAAGAUUAUGCUAGACAAGGCUAAAACAGGACGUAUCAUUCUCAUCACUGCCACGUUGUUCUUGUUCACCAGCGGCUUCACUUACCGUUUGAUUCAGCCAAUAGCCAGGGGCAACAUCGUCGUCAACGAGAACCUCACGAUUAGACCUUUGGUGCAAGGAAAUUAUUAUAUUUUCUUCGAUCCGCAGCAGAGCCCGGCCUAUGAAAUCGUGUUCUCUGUUCAAUGUAUGGCCGGUGUCGUCAUUUACAUCAUAACAGCGAGUGUCUGUGGGGUUACUGCAUUGCUCACCAUGCAUGUCUGCGGACAACUCGAGAUGCUGAUCAGCUGGCUGGAGAAUUUGGCAAGUGACAAUCAGUUGUGGAAGGAUCACGUCGCCACUCGGAGAUUAGCGACGUUCAUCGUACAUCAUGUUAGGAUACGUAAAUUUUUGCAUCAAAUACAAGAUAUCGUAGGAGAAAUGUGUUUUAUUGAAAUUAUCGGAUGCACUUUAAUAUUAUGUCUUUUAGGAUAUUACGUGAUAACGGGAUGGGAACGAAAUGAUGCAAUAUCUACGUUGACGUAUGCUAUAAUGCUAGUAUCAUUUACCUUCAAUAUUUUUAUAUUAUGUUACAUUGGAGAGAUUUUAAAUACUCAGGGAGACAAAUUAAGCACUACUUGCUGCACCGUCGAUUGGUAUUGCUUACCUAGUAAAAGAGCUCGUUACCUCAUCUUUGUGAUUGCCAUGGCUAAAUAUCCUACAAAGAUCAGAGCGAGUAAAUUUAUGGAUCUCUCUUUCAGCAGUUUCAGUGCAGUCGUCAGAACCGCGAUGGCAUAUUUAAAUUUGCUCCGAACAGUUACUGUAUAAUUAUACAAACUACGAUUUGUACUAAGAAUUUUUAUUAUGUUUUAUAGGAUAAUAUUCUUCAUUUAAGAUUGUAAAUAUCAUUUAUGCAAAUUCAAUUCAGUCGUGCGUAGAUAUUGCAUAU